Molecule: messenger RNA, 1341 nt
Organism: Rangifer tarandus platyrhynchus (Svalbard reindeer)
Lineage: Eukaryota; Metazoa; Chordata; Mammalia; Artiodactyla; Cervidae
Source: the annotation of a GenBank genome assembly
AUGGAUUCAGAGCUCAAGGAUUAUUAUAACAAGACAUUUGCUGGUGAGAACAAUACUGCUUCCAUUCGGAAUUCUGAUUUCCCAGUCUGGGAUGACUAUAAAAGCAGUGUUGAUGACUUGCAGUAUUUUUUGAUUGGACUCUAUACACUUGUAAGUCUUCUUGGUUUUAUGGGGAAUCUACUUAUUUUGAUGGCUCUCAUGAGGAAGCGAAAUCAGAAGACUACAGUCAACUUCCUCAUAGGGAACCUGGCCUUCUCCGAUAUCUUGGUUGUGCUGUUCUGCUCACCUUUCACACUGACCUCGGUCUUGCUGGAUCAGUGGAUGUUUGGCAGGGUCAUGUGUCACAUUAUGCCUUUCCUUCAGUGUGUGACGGUUCUGGUUUCCACUUUAAUUUUAAUAUCCAUCGCCAUUGUCAGGUAUCAUAUGAUAAAACAUCCUGUAUCUAAUCAUUUAACGGCUAACCAUGGCUAUUUCCUGAUUGCCACUGUCUGGACACUGGGUUUUGCAAUGUGUUCUCCUCUCCCAGUGUUUCACAGCCUCGUGGAACUUCAGGAGACCUUUGGCUCAGCAUUGCUGAGCAACAGGUAUCUAUGUGUCGAGUCAUGGCCAUCUGAUGCAUACCGAAUUGCUUUCACUAUCUCUUUAUUGCUUGUUCAGUAUAUUCUGCCCUUAGUUUGUCUAACUGUAAGUCAUACUAGUGUCUGCAGGAGUAUAAGCUGUGGAUUGUCCAACAAAGAAAACCAACUGGAAGAAAAAGAGAUGAUCAACUUAACUCUCCAUCCUUCCCAAAAGAGUGGGCCCCAAGUGAAGCUCCCCAGCAGCCAGAAGUGGAGCUACUCCUUCAUCAGGAAGCACAGAAGGCGGUACAGCAAGAAGACAGCCUGUGUGCUGCCUGCCCCAGCUAGGCCGCCUCUGGAGAACCGCCCCGGAAGGCUUCCGGAGCACGCGGGCCCCAGGAAGAGUCCGCUCCCUUCAUCCAGUAAGUUCAUACCAGGGGUGCCCACCUGCUUUGAGGUGAAACCGGAAGAAAACUCAGAUGUUCAUGAGAUGAGAGUAAACCAGUCUAUCAUGAGAAUAAAAAAGAGAUCUCGAAGUGUUUUCUACAGACUGACUAUCUUGAUAAUUGUGUUUGCGGUGAGCUGGAUGCCUCUACACCUUUUCCACGUGGUGACCGAUUUUAAUGAUAACCUGAUUUCAAACAGACAUUUCAAGUUGGUGUAUUGCAUAUGUCACUUGCUAGGCAUGAUGUCCUGUUGUCUUAAUCCAAUUCUGUAUGGAUUUCUUAAUAAUGGGAUCAAAGCUGACUUAAGGUCUCUUAUACACUGUCUGCAUUUGUCAUAA